Molecule: messenger RNA, 1846 nt
Organism: Zeugodacus cucurbitae (melon fly)
Lineage: Eukaryota; Metazoa; Arthropoda; Insecta; Diptera; Tephritidae
Product: arginine kinase
Exons: 4
Coding region: 262-1632 (456 amino acids)
Biological process (GO): phosphocreatine biosynthetic process
Molecular function (GO): creatine kinase activity
Source: RefSeq, a predicted model, not a curated record
AAUGUUUUAUUUUUUUAGGCAGCUAAAAUUUCAGUUUCUCUCAUUAAUGCCAGUUGUAAAGAGCGACGUGGAACUACGGUCAUAUUUUGCAAUUUUGUUGGAUUGGAAUUCAAACGAAAUUUACAAAUAACGUUUUUAAUUUUGCAUUUAAAUUCUAUAUUCGUUGUUAAUAAAAGAGAGCAAAAACAGAUUGUUGUUGUAUUCGGAAGAAAGUGAAAUAAAAAAUCCGAAUUUUUAGUUGACCUCAAGUUUGUGUGCAUCAUGUCUUCGAUUGAGUCCAAACGCGUACAGUACCGCAAGUACUUGGAGCGCGCGGGCGUCAUAGACGCGCUCAGUAAGGCGCUAAUUAAACUCUAUGAAGAACAAAAUAAACCAGACGAUGCCAUACGCUUCGUGCGCAAAUUUAUGUGUGAGUCAUGUCCGGACGAUGAUCAAUUCGAUAUGAUGAAAUCAGAUCUCGAGGAAGCCAACAAGACCAUAGCACGAUUGGAGCAAGAGUUGGAACGUCUGCGUAGUCAAAUUAAGAAGACACCCGAGGAGAUUGCUGAGUUAUUGGAAGAAGGCUUCAAGAGUCUCACGGAAGAUGAGGAGUACAAUAGCUCACUCCUACGCAAAUAUUUGACGCGUGAAGUGUUGGACGAGUAUAUGUUGACAACAACUGCACAGCCCACUGAAGCCAAUCUUUUCGAUUGUAUACAAUCGGGUACAACACAUCACGACUCCAGUUGUGGUAUUUAUGCUGCCGAUGCUGAUUCCUAUGAUGUCUUUACUAAACUCUUCGAUCCGGUUAUACGCGACUAUCACAGUCAAUUAGAAAAUGAGAGUGAUAUACUACAGAAGGAAACCGAUUGGGGUAAUGUGGAUGAGAUUGAAAAUUUGGAUCCAGAACGUAAAUAUAUACUGUCGGCCAGAAUUCGUAUAGCGCGUAAUCUUGAAGGUUAUCCGUAUUUCGUGAAAUUGCGCGAGAAACAGUAUAUUGAAAUAGAGGAAAAGGUACGCUCCGCUGCUGAGGGUUUGGAUGGUGAGCUUACAGGCGCUUACUACAGCAUGGGUGAGAUCGAGCCAGAUAUCCAACGUGAAAUGGUCGCACGUCAUAUACUUUUCAAACGUGGCGAUGAAUAUUUAACAACGGCAGGUUGUUAUCGUUUCUGGCCUACCGGUCGUGGUAUAUUCCAUAAUCCAGCCGAAACGUUUUUGAUUUGGGUUAAUGAGGAGGAUCAUUUGCGUAUUAUCUCGAUGGCUAAGUGCGGUGAUUUAGGCGACGUCUAUAAUCGAUUGGUUACGGGCAUAACCGAAUUGGAGAAGACGUUGCAGUUUGCGCGUCAUCCACGCUAUGGCAACUUGACCGCCUGUCCCACCAAUCUUGGCACUACGCUACGCGCUUCAGUACACAUACGCUUGCCGCUGUUGUCAGCGCAGGAUGAUAAGCUCAAAGCCAUUGCGGAAGAGUUGAAUUUGCAAAUACGUGGCACCGGUGGUGAGCAUACACAAAUUGAGGAUGGUGUUAUGGAUAUAUCGAAUAGACGUCGCUUGGGUUUUACCGAAUUCGAGUUGGUUAAAUCGCUGCAGGAGGGCAUAAUCGCAUUAAUUGCGGCCGAGGAAGAGCUUGAAGCUGGCGGCGGUGACGAUUAAGCGCAUUGAAGCACUGUUUGUGUUUCUAAAGCAUAUCUGUGUCGUCCUUUAUAUGCCGAAGCAACAACAGCAGUAAAAUAAAAUUAAUUUUCCAUUAUUUGUAUACAUUAUUUGUUAACGUUUUAGCGCAAUAUUAUGUUAUCCAUUUAAGUUUACCCAUGACUGAAAUCGGAAAUCUCUCAUUAAUAAACUCUGAAAUCAUUUGUUUCUCAAA